UAAAGAUCUCUCUUUCCUAAUUCCCAAUGAACAAAUUAAUCUUACUAAUGAGUCUUUACUUGCUUGGAUCUGUCAGAGGAACAUCAAGUCAGCCUAAUGAGCCGCUUGCCUCUAUAGAACAUCAAGGUUCAGUUCAGCAACUUUCAGAUGAGUACCUUUCACCUGCAAACCCUUCAGAUACCAAAGCUUUAUCUGAGACUUCUUCAGGCAAGAAUGUUCUGACUGAGCAUAGUUCCACAGAGCACAGUUCAAGUGAGCAUGCUGCAGGAGAACAUGCUGCUGAUAAACACACUGUAGAUGAACAUGCUGCAAGUGAACACACUUCAGGUGAAGAGACUUCAGGUGAACACACUUCAGAUGAACAUGCUUCCGAUGAAGAGACUUCAGAUGAACAUGCCUCAGGAAAAGAGACAUCAGGUGAACACAUCUCAGGUGAAGAGACAUCAGGUGAACACGAUUCAAGUGAAGAGACAUCAGGCGAACAAUCCUCAGGUGAAGAGGCUUCAGGUGAGCAGGCUUCAGGUGAAGUGACAUCAGGUGAGCACACCUCAGCUGAAGAGACUUCAGAUGAACAUGCCAUAGGCGAAGAAACUUCAGGUGAACAUGCUUCAGGUGAAGUGAUUUCAGGUGAACAGGCUUCUGGAGAAAAGUCUGAUAGUAACCAGGCUCUAGAAGAACAUGCUUCUGGAGAACAGCCUUCAAGCACACCACUUCCAAAUACAUCUUCAGGUGCAAUAUUAAAUUGCCACACAUGCGCUUAUAUGAAUGAUCAAGGAAAAUGUCUUCGUGGAGAGGGAAUGUGCACCACUGAGAAUUCCCAGCAGUGCAUGUUAAAGAAGAUCUUUGAAGGUGGAAAACUCCAAUUCAUGGUUCAGGGAUGUGAGAACAAAUGUCCCUCUAUGAACCUCAUUUCUCAUGGAACAAGGAUGCAAAUUAUAUGCUGCCGAAAUAAACCUUUCUGCAACAUGGUCUAAAAGCCUAACUCAGGCAGCAAAAGGCCCCCCACCCCACACACUACUUGGCUCAACUUAUAUUUAGCUUCAAAACUAACAGCACCACCUGCCUCUGCCUGAAUGUCAGGCAAGAUGCUCAAGUAUCUUUCCUCUCCUAUUCAUACCAUUGCCCAUUCUCCUCUGCCCUGUCUUUCCUGCCCCAACCUUGAUAUUCCGAUUUCCAACAAUAAAUGUCUUGUGGUUAAAGAACAAA
Messenger RNA from Fukomys damarensis (Damara mole-rat), 1206 nucleotides. RefSeq names its product acrosomal vesicle protein 1 (gene Acrv1). The coding region runs from base 27 to 974 and encodes 315 amino acids. Lineage: Eukaryota; Metazoa; Chordata; Mammalia; Rodentia; Bathyergidae. The record is from RefSeq and is a predicted model, not a curated record. The transcript is spliced from 4 exons.